AUGUCCUUCAUCGAUCAGUGUCGCACGCCACCGGCACGUAGGCACAGCAGCAAAAGCAAUGAUAUCCGUGAUACGGACUACGAUUGUACUGUCUGUCUGCGUAGAUUCAAGCGCGCCAAGUCUUUUGCUUCGCACAUGCUGAAGACACAUCCGCCCACUGAAUGUCCACCCUGUAGCGAGGCCUUCAACAAUGCCGAUGAGCUGGUGCGGCAUUUGCUCUUCAUACAUCGCAAGGAUACGGGCUGUCCACUUUGUCAGGAUGGAGAAAAGNAGAUGUUUCGAGAUAUCAUCAAUUAUCGUCGUCACCGCUCCAAGUGCCGCAAUAUAAAUCGAUUCCGUUGUGAGCACUGCAGCUCGAAGUUCACCAGCACUAUGGACUUUCGGCGUCACGCAAAAGCUAGCCACCAAGAUGAGUGGCCAUUCAAGUGUAAUGAUUGCGAAACCACCUUCAAGUAUUUGGCGCCUUUGGCUAAGCAUCGAAGACUACACAAGCGAAUGAAGCGCCGAUAUUCGGCGUAG
This is a messenger RNA of Rhagoletis zephyria (snowberry fruit fly), 519 nucleotides long. RefSeq names its product zinc finger protein 57-like. The record is from RefSeq and is a predicted model, not a curated record. Lineage: Eukaryota; Metazoa; Arthropoda; Insecta; Diptera; Tephritidae.